AUGAGCUGCUUCUGUCUUCGACCAUCUCUGACACUCUCCGGCGCGACAUAUCUCAGACUGCUUGGUGUAAGUAGCCGCUGCUACGGUACCAAGCCGACCGCCGCCCAGCCUCCUGUGCAGUCCCGCGAACAGGCUGUCGACAAUGCCCACGGCACUGCAUCGAAAAAAGCUACCAAACAAGCUGCCUAUGCCCGUCACUGGCUGAGAGCGAUAUUACGAGAAUGCACCUAUCUACCCGACCCUAAGGCUAGGCAGUUCGUCAGCCAGUAUGUCCUCUCCCGGUUUCGAACAUACCAGUUCAAGACUUGGAAGAGUCGCAACAUGAAGAAUAUACAUGGCUUGGAAGGUCGGCUCAAAGACAAGCAGAAGGAGCUCCGCCUAUUCCAUCGUUUACUGAACCGGGCCAACGAGGGCGAGACGAAACCGCUGUUGAAAGUGUUGUUUAUGACAUACGGAAGGACUGGGAAACGCAGGCAUGACUUGAUGAUACCGCUGCUCGCCAAGCCAGCGCAAGAGGACUCUGAUCUGACCGCGAUGUACAACCAAGACGGUGAGUUGGUGUGGAACGAAGGGGCGACGGGACAGAGUGCCAAAUCGGAUGCUGUAGAAGACAAGUACCGUCUAUCUCCUGCUUUGUAUGCCCUGGCCUUAUCGCAGCAAAAGAUCGAUCCUCCCGACAGGACCAGGCCAAAUCCUCGCAAACUUCGACCCGACAUCCCGGAACUGAACUCCAAGAUGCGGCCAAUGCCCGCAAGUAGAGUCAAUAAUCUGACCAAAAAGUGGUAUGCUGAGUUGCUUGAUCGAGUACUUCCUCCAUUGCCUGCAGAUGAGUGGUACAAGUUGCAAGACUUGGCGAACGGUCGAGGUAUAUCUACGAAACCUCAGAAACGAAAAGCGCCGGCCGAUGCUGUAUCCAUCGCCACGCGAAAGGGCACUGCUCUUGAUAUGGUUGUCCAAGGAGACUUCGACAAGCGAGAAUUCGGCAACCCUGAGGCUCAUACAAUCACUGCACGCUACAUGCAAAGACUCUACGCACUCGUUUUCAAGCAAUGCCCCAUGAUGGACUACGAUUCUGAGAGAGGCAAAUGGUCAGUUACUUGGGGAAAGUAUGCAGUACGGCCGUACAGGAUCGUACAGGAUCGACAAGACCCAACCAUCAACUGA
Molecule: messenger RNA, 1164 nt
Organism: Zasmidium cellare ATCC 36951
Lineage: Eukaryota; Fungi; Ascomycota; Dothideomycetes; Mycosphaerellales; Mycosphaerellaceae
Exons: 1
Coding region: 1-1164 (387 amino acids)
Source: RefSeq, a predicted model, not a curated record